GCGAAAGUGAAUCGCAAGUAUGCUUCCGAAUGCACUGAGGUUCACCUGGCCAACAAGGGGGCGGAAUCCAUCUCGAAGAAGUUCGAGCAUUUCAGUUCGCUGGAAAUCGUUUGGUUUCAGGGAAAUCGGCUGUCCCGCGUGGAGAAUCUUGAGACGAACUUCCGCAUUCGGGAGGUUUACAUCCAAAACAACCGACUGGUGUCCUUGGCUGGCCUCAAAACCUUCAAGUUCCUGAGGGUGUUGCUGGCCAGUGGGAAUCAACUUCGAAAUCUCGAUAAGCAGCUGGCGCUGCUGUCGAGAUUCCCAUUCCUCAAGAAGCUAGAGCUCUUCGACAAUCCCGUAGCGGAGGAGCCAGACUACAGGCUGCGCCUGAUCUACCAUGUGCCGCAGGUGGAGCUUCUGGACCAACACACGGUGAAGCUGCCGGAGAGACUUCGUGCUGACGAGGUGGUGCCCAACUUGGAUAAGGUCUCUGCAGCAAAGGUGGAGAAGCCUCGACCAAAGGGCCACCAGUUCUCUGUGCUGGAGAGGCAGUGUAUCCACGAAGCUCGCAGCAUCCAAGAAAGACGAAGGCUCGAAGAAGAGCUCUCCAUGAGCAAAUCCUUUCACGUCGCAGUCGACAAGGGCGCGCCGCCAGACUGCAAAGUUUUCAAAGCCAAUCGGGACCGGUGGAUGGACCCAAGGAAAAAAGUGCUUCACGAGACCUUGAGGCCGACGCCCUGGGAGUGCCACGAGAUGCGGGGCUUCAUCGGCGCCCGGGCCAAGAAGGAGCUCACGAGGGCGGAUGUGGAGGCUCUGGCCAAGGAACUCGCGGAGACGGGCAUCGAAGAAGUUGGCCGCUUCCUGAAGAGCCCAGACGCGGUCUUCGAGGAUCUCCCGGAGCAGGAUGCUGUGGAGGCCGGUAUGACGGCCCUGGCGCGCAGCCUGAAGUUUCAUACCGAGUCCAAGGGCAAGGUGAAGGCAGACCCUCAUCCGCUGGACAAGCUGAUGCAAGACGCAUCGGCGACCAUGCCCCCGGCAGAAGUGAUUACCUGGCUUUUGAAGCUAGAUUGGCCUCGCUUUGACGACGAGCUUCUUGACAGGCGCAUCGACAAGCUCUUCGAAGACAUGCGACGUGCUGAAUUCGCUGGUGACACAGAGACUGUGGGCAAGCUACGAACGCAUGCUUCGCGACUGGAGGGCACGAAGACGCUGAAAGAUCAUGUGGAGCUGAACCGCAAGGAAACUGUCCAAGCAGCUCCAAGAACUCGCGCUGACGUCUUUCCACAGACUUUCAUUCGAGCCAAGCGCCAGAUAGAUGAAGCCACGGGGCGAAUUGUCUUGAAGGUGGGCAUGGAAACCAGGAGCACCAGCAUGGGAACCAUGACUGUUGCGAGAUAG
Molecule: messenger RNA, 1380 nt
Organism: Symbiodinium sp. CCMP2456
Lineage: Eukaryota; Dinophyceae; Suessiales; Symbiodiniaceae
Source: the annotation of a GenBank genome assembly